Molecule: messenger RNA, 992 nt
Organism: Catharus ustulatus (Swainson's thrush)
Lineage: Eukaryota; Metazoa; Chordata; Aves; Passeriformes; Turdidae
Product: motor neuron and pancreas homeobox protein 1-like
Exons: 3
Coding region: 1-906 (301 amino acids)
Biological process (GO): spinal cord motor neuron cell fate specification; central nervous system development; neuron projection morphogenesis
Cellular component (GO): nucleus
Molecular function (GO): DNA-binding transcription factor activity, RNA polymerase II-specific; sequence-specific double-stranded DNA binding
Source: RefSeq, a predicted model, not a curated record
AUGCACAAGCCCAUGGAGAAGUCCCAAAACUUCCGCAUCGAAGCGCUCCUGGCCGAAGAGCCGGCGCGGAGCGCCUCCCCGCCGGGGCUGAGCCCCGGGAGCCCCUCGGCGAGCCCCGGCCCCGCCGGGCGCUCCGACACCCCCUCACCGCGGGCAGCCCCGGCCGCUGCGCCCCUCGCUCCGGCCGGCUUCGUCCCCAAGCCCGGCUUGCUGCAUCUCUCUGGCCCCGGGCUCGGCGCCCUGCCGGCCCUCUAUCCGCCCGCCGUGUACCCGCUCCCGACCCUGGGGGGCCAGCACCCCGCCUUCGCCUACACCGGCAUCCCGCACCUGCCGCCGCCCGGCGCAGAGCACCUGAAGGCGGCCGUGGCCGGCUCCUUUCCGCUGGAGCACUGGAUCCGAGCCGGGAUGCUGGUGCCGAGGCUGUCCGACUUCAAUGCUGCCCCACAGUCUGGCUUGAUGGGGAAGUGCCGUCGGCCCCGCACAGCAUUCACCAGCCAACAGCUCCUGGAGCUGGAGAACCAGUUCAAGCUCAACAAGUAUCUGUCCAGACCCAAGCGUUUUGAGGUGGCCACGUCACUGAUGCUCACUGAGACACAGGUGAAGAUCUGGUUCCAGAACCGCCGCAUGAAGUGGAAGCGGAGUCGCAAGGCCAAGGAGCAGGGGGCUCAGGUGGAGGCUGAGAAGCAACGAGGGCUCAGCAAAACCUGCGAGAAGCUGCUGCCUGGCGAGCCCCAGGGACAAGCUGCCAAAAGCCCCGAGUUUGUGGGGCACAGCCCUGACUCAGGCUUCCUGCACUGCAGCACCACCGAGCUGAGCUAUGGUCCGGACUCAUCUUGCUCGGGGGGCGAGGAAGAGGAGGAGGACGAGAUGGGUGCCACAGAGAGGAAGAUUGGCUCUGUGUUGUGAAAGGCAAAUGGAGCCAGCUGGGGAGAGGGGCCGGGCUGUGUUUUGGGGGGUCUCUUUGCUGGCAGACACAGACUGUGCCUGGAAGG